UUCACUGGAGAAAUCAAAACAGAAAAGUUGGGAGGAGAGAGAGAGAACGUGAGAGGGAGGAAAGCUUAACAGACAAACAAUGAGCGACAGACACCGGGGGAGAAGAGAAGGACAGAAAGACAGAGAGAAUAAACGGGUGGACAGACUGAGUGAGUUGAGGAUUUUCAGAGCCAGUGAGCUGGAAAAGAGAAGUGGACAACCACUGUGCCCCUGAAAAGAGUGCAUGAAGAAGGUAGGGAGGAGGGCUGUGAAGACAGAAGGAGAGAGGGAGGUGAGAUGGAGGGUCUGCAAAAGUUUGAGGGACCGAAAUAUCUCAUGGACCGUGGACAGUUCUGUAACUGUAGUGAGAUUUGAGGAGACCAUAAAGCAUGUACCUGAGGUACAGAGUAGUGUAUGUUUUGGUUUGACCACAUACAGUUCUAGAAAAUGGAGAUACAAUUCUGUGAAAGAGGUGGAAUAUUUUGAACUUUGAAGUUUUAGAAGGACGGAAGAAUUGACGUGUGAGGAGGACGGGAGACGGAGAUUACAAAGCAAAAAGUCACUUGGAGGAAAAAAAUGAGACAAUAUUUUUUACACAUUAACACAAUCCUCCAUCUGCUGUAAUAUUGCAGACACUGCAUUUGGACAGAAGGAGAGAGAGAGAAAGAAGGAGAGGGAGAGAAGGGACGCACCAAAAAAGGGCUGGAGUUAGAGUCGGAGUAACUGCAUGCUUAACAGACACUGUAGAGUCACGGGGAGAGAAGAAUAAGGGGGCAGAGAGACAGAGACAGACACAGACAGACAGAGACAGACAGACGGACAGACGGACAGACGGACAGACGGACAGACGGACAGACGGACAGACAGAUAGACAAAGUGACAGACAAAGUGACAGCCCCCAGCAGUCACACACAAGGACUGACAGAUGACAGGGGAGUUGCAAAGGGCACAGAGCAAGGAUAGCCGGAUUGAGAGAGAGAGAGGGAGGGAGAAAGAGAGAGUGACAGAGACAGGGAGGAAGAGAGAGAGCGGGGAGGCACUGUAAACUACAGGAAGCACCGGUGUGAAACAAACAGGGGACAGUGGCUAGAAGAGCUCCACUCCAGAACCAGCCACCAGUCUCCAUGGACUCCAGGGAGUCGCAGCACCGCUGAACCCAGGCCCUCCUCUGCUGAACAGCAUGUCGGCGGGCCCGGGACCUCGUAACUCAGACCUACUGCUGUUGGAACUACAGGCCCCAGGGCCGGUUGGACUGCAGACACUGUUGGACCUGCUAGUGGGGGUGUACCAAGAGUUCCACUCGUUACCCCUUGCCAGGGAGAAGUACGUCUCAAGCUUCCUACAAUGGGCGGAGCCCCUGGUGAGGCAGGUGAAGAAGACACGCAUCAAGAGGGAUGACUUCCACAUCUUGAAGGUGAUUGGUCGAGGGACCUUCAGUGAGGUGGCUGUGGCGAGGAUGCGUAGCACACAGCAAGUGUACGCGCUGAAGAUUAUGAAUAAGUGGGACAUGCUGAAGCGAGGAGAGACAGCUUGUUACCAGGAGGAGAGAGAAGUUCUGCUGAAGGGUGAUCGAAGGUGGAUCACAGAGCUGCACUAUGCCUUCCAGGACGACAAUUACCUGUACCUGGUGAUGGACUACUACGUGGGUGGUGACCUGUUGACCCUGCUCAGUAAGUUUGGCGACCGUAUCCCUGAGGACAUGGCCCAGUUCUACUUGGCUGAGAUGGUCAUGGCGAUCGACUCCAUCCACAGGAUGGGCUAUGUGCACAGGGACAUCAAACCUGACAACAUCAUGCUGACGGCGGAGGGCCAUGUCAGGCUGGGGGACUUUGGUUCCUGUCUGAGGGUCCAGGAGGAUGGCAUGGUGUACUCUUCCCUGGCGGUGGGCACACCCGACUACCUGUCCCCAGAGAUCCUGCGUGCGGUGGAGGGAGGGGGAGGCUACGGCCCUGAGUGUGACUGGUGGGCCCUGGGGGUCUGUGCCUACGAGAUGCUGCAGGGGACCACACCCUUCUACGCAGACUCCAUCUCUGAGACCUACGCCAAGAUCAUGAACUUCCAGGAGCACUUUGAGUUCCCCCCGUCUGGCCCCGAGGUUUCAGAUGAGGCCCGUUCCCUCAUCAUGGGGCUAAUCUGUGAGAGGGAGGAUCGUAUGGGGGCCAGGGGUUCUGGGGACUUCAGGGCCCACCCCUUCUUCUGUGGACUAGACUGGGGCUCCCUGCAUCAACUUCCAGCACCCUUCCAACCUGAAGUCUCCAACGCCACUGACACCUCCAACUUUGAUGUGUUGGAUGACUGCCUCAGUGAAAUGGAAACACUGAGUGAUGUUAUGGACAAGGCCCCUAUCGGAGUUCACCUGGCUUUCGUUGGCUACUCCUACACAGCUACAAGACAGACAGGUGCCUUGGAUCGCAGUCGUGACAUCAUGAUGGAGAUUGACCACCAGCGACACCUUGGGUUGCCAAGCUUCAAUUUCCAGGAUAAGCUUAGUCAGAUGUGGCAGCUCAGAGAUGUCCUGACCACGCCUGACAACCUGCCUGCCCUGCUUGAGCUCCCCCUAGCCUUGGAGCAGGGUACUGCAGAGUCGACUCACACCACAACAGAGGAGGAAGAGGAGGAGAACGACCAGAAUUCAGUACUUGAUGAGGAUCUGCAUAGGCGGCUGCAAGAGGCAGAGAAGAGGAAUGGAGAGCUGGAGAAAGAGAUGGAGAGACUGAGAGGGGAGAUCCAGGGCCUGAAGUCCCCCAAGGAGACAGAACUGCGUGUCUGCCCGUCGUCUCUUUCUCUGCCUGCACACUGUCUGGACGAUGGGAAGAAAUCUCCCCCUGCCUGUCACUACCCGCUGGUGAUCCCUCUCCACCGCCACCUGCUGCUGUUUCACAGGAUGCGCUGGCCACAGGAGAGGAGUGAGUCCUACUUGUUGGUGUGUGCGGAGGGGGGAGAUCUCCAAGCCUGGGACAGACACUGCUGUACUGAGAUCUCCUGACCCCCCCCCCCCCACCCCCCCCCACCCCUCUUGGUUUAGCUACCUCCCCUCUUGGGAUCGAGGGGCGACCCAGAUGUGUCACCCUCUACGCUACAGCUGCUCCCUUCCCCCAAACACCCCCUCGGCUAACAGGACAGGAGCACCACAUGGCUGGAGGGAUGAAGGGUGGGAAUGAAAUGGGCUUAACGUGAAGUGGACAGAACACACUGGAGAGGCAGCAGCAUGAUGCCGCUCUGCAUCCACCACAGAGUCCUAUUACAGUACCUCUGAAGGAGAGAGUUUUGAGCUAGUAUGGUGGACGGGCGUUAAGGCGAAUGCUAUACUCAUUGCACUUGUCCCAUAUAUAGAAUUAAGAGUGAGCAGAGUGCUGGGCAUGAAUGGGGUAACGGGGAACAUGGAGCAGUGGGAUAACCAUAGGAAAGCUAAGGACUGUCACUAGCUUAAAAUGAAUGGGGAGGUAUAGAAAAUGGAAAUUAAGGACAUCUCCUCCUGGACUACUAAUAGAUGCCUGUUGCUUUCCGAGUGUCGCUAUGUGGGCACUUAUAUCUCUGAGCGGACUGAGGUAAAAGCAAGCUCUGACAACAAGAGGACACCACAGCAAAGAGACAUUGCUGGUUUAAGUGACAGCCAGAGGGGAAAAUCAGUCCACUCCAUAAGCACACACUCUCCAGCACACCUGGACAUUAUUGAUGCAUUUUGUCCAAUAUUAAUGUGGUACAAAUGUUCAGUCAUUAAUUUUUAACAGCAUCAUCUAGUGGUUUACUUUGUAUAUAUACAUGUAAGAGUGGAUUGUGUUGAAUGUGAGAGGUAUUCGUUGCACUACAGGCUUUGAUGAAAGCAUGCUAUUAGAUGGGCCUGUUUGGAAUACAUAGAUAACAUCUACAGAACAAUACCAAGCAAAUGUUGACUGAAGGCUAAGGACAGAGAGAUCGGAGGUUGGUGUGUUUUACGAUUUCUGGGAUUGCAAGGUUACACUUUAAGGUUGCACUUAGCUCAGGUCCAGGGCUUGCUGAUGCUGAGCCUUCCUACAUCAAGGCUGUGUAGGUUGCCUUGAACCAGUGCUAGGAUAGAUAAUGUACAGUUGAAGUCGGAAGUUUACAUACACCUUAGCCAAACAUUUAAUCCUAGUAAAAAGUCACUGUCUUAGGUCAGUUAGGAUCACCACUUUAUUUUAAUUAAGAAUGUGAAAUGUCAGAA
This is a messenger RNA of Oncorhynchus gorbuscha (pink salmon), 4162 nucleotides long. RefSeq names its product myotonin-protein kinase-like. Gene Ontology annotation, cellular component: cytoskeleton; cytoplasm. The coding region runs from base 1160 to 2965 and encodes 601 amino acids. NCBI's taxonomy places the organism in Eukaryota, Metazoa, Chordata, Actinopteri, Salmoniformes, Salmonidae. The transcript has 15 exons. Gene Ontology annotation, molecular function: ATP binding; protein serine/threonine kinase activity. Gene Ontology annotation, biological process: peptidyl-threonine phosphorylation; actomyosin structure organization. The record is from RefSeq and is a predicted model, not a curated record.